CUAAAACCGUGAACGACGACGUAUACAGAGGUCGUUCUACUCGUACCGGUCUAUCCAAGUGAGAUCUUUCAUGCUAUGCCUAGGCUAUAGUUAGUAUAAUAAUCCUCUGUCAAACCUUGCGCCGUCGAUCGUCGUGAGCAUGUGGAUGAUUGUUAGUUGAAUUCUGGUCCAGCACAAUGCGUCUGCUAACCGUCACGAGUAGAUCUACUCGGCAUCCGAGCUCACAGAGUUUUUACUACGAGCGCUUGUCGUGCUGCACGGAGGUCCUUCCACGACAGCUGAGUGAGUGCACUGUACAUAACUGAACAUAGCAGAGUGAUUUGAAUGGCGCAGCUGAGCGUCAUCCCGGUCGAUCCGAGCGCUUUCAAGUCGUCAGCGCGCCGCAGGAAGGCUACAGCGGACGUGGCAGCGAGCGCUGGAGAUGCAGCGGCAGCUGAGCGCCACGAAGUGGUCAAGGACAAGUGUGAGAGCAGCGAGUCUAUCGACCCAAAACCAAGCAAACAGAGAAAGCAACUCUCUGCAUGUCUAACGGCUUGCAAGUACGAUUGCGUGCGCAGGGUGUGCAAGCGCUAUGGUCUGCGGACAGUGGCCGAGUCCGACGACUGGAACCUCUACUGGACUGAUCUUUCCGUGUCCGUCGACCGCGUCAUGGACGUGCGUGUGUAUCAGAAAAUCAACCACUUCCCCGGCAUUCCAGAGAUCUCUCGCAAGGACUUUCUGGCCAGGAACAUGAUGCGCAUGCACCGACAGUUUCCAGAGGACUACAACAUAGCGCCGAUGUCGUGGACUCUGCCUGCUGACUAUGGUGAUUUCAUUGCGUUCAGCUCUAAAAGCAAGAACCGUGGCGUGUCCUACAUUGCUAAGCCGGACAACAGCUCGCAAGGCAAGGGCAUAUUUGUAACGAACAACAGCAAAGAUAUCAAGUCUGACCUGGACUGCGUUGUGCAGCUGUACAUCGACAGGCCAUUUCUGGUGGACGGCUACAAGUUUGACAUGCGUGUCUACGUGCUGGUAACAUCAUGCGACCCGCUCCGUAUCUACGUGUACAAGGACGGGCUGGCUCGCUUUGCCACCAUCAAGUACCACAAGCCCACCAGCCAGAACACGAGUCAGUCAUGCAUGCAUCUGACCAACUACUCCAUCAACAAGCUGAGCAGCGAGUUUGUCCACGACGACAUUGCGGGUAGUAAACGGCGUCUUAUUGCCAUGGAUGAUUGGUUCAUCAAGAACGGACAUGACGUGCGAAAGAUCUGGCGGGACAUUGAGGAUGUUGUCAUCAAGACCAUCAUCAGCUGCCAUCCAGUGUUAAAGCAUAGCUAUCAAGUCUGCUUCCCGCAGCAUCCGGCUGACUGCAACGCCUGCUUUGAGAUUCUCGGCUUUGAUGUCAUGCUGGACAGGGACCUGAAACCAUGGCUGAUCGAAGUCAAUCACUCCCCUAGCUAUCACACAGAUCAAGAGAUGGACAGAGACAUCAAGGAAGGAUUGCUCUUCGACGCUCUCAGCAUGCUGAACCUAGAGUCGCUGGACCGCGCCAAGUACCUCCGUGACGAGAAGCAGCGGGCGCACGAUCGGCUCACGAAGCAGCUGAAAGACGCGUCGCAGAGCCGAAUCAAGAGCUCGGGCGGUGCGAGCGGCAAAAGACGCGAGCACAGCGCAACGCCGGCGAAAGUCAAGCAAUCCACGGCCGACGAGGAAGCGCACGGCACGGCAAAGCCUGGCACUUCUACACAGAGUGCGGACGAAACGCACGGCAAGGAGAGCAACAAGAUGGAGGAAGAGACGCCAGCAUCGCUGUUUGAACUCAAGAACAGUGGUGGGUGGAGGCGUGCCUUCCCCUUUCCCGGCUGCUUCGACAUGUACUCCAAGUUCUUUGCCCAGGCGUCGUCCCUUCACACGCAAACAGCUGCAUCCAAAGCAAGGCAGAAGAGUAUCAAGGAUCAACAGGAUGAGAUUGCCGCCAAACAGCAGCAACAGCUGCAGCAUCGUAGAUCGUCAGGGCAACUGCCACUGAUGACCGGUCUGCCGUUCCGGAGGAAAUUUGCGUCCAUACCAUCUAAGCACGUCUCCCAUGGUGACAAGAACGAGGAUGGAUUCGAUCCGAAAAAUUAUCCACAGUUCGUGCUGACUUGGGAUACCGGUGAUGCGGCCGUUACCGAGAACGCCGAGCUGCAGUGGAGAAGCAGCCUUGGCGAACGCUCUCACCUGAUGCAGGCGCUUGGCAUGAAGUCACUCGUUAGCCAGUACUUCCGCACUGCAUCGCUAGCAGCACGGCAACUCAACUUGACCGACACGUCCCAGUCCGCGAUGACAUCGUCCGUGAGCCACCUGGCCGACAUCAACGCCAAGCAGCGGCGCCCCGGGGGUGGUGGUGGGGGCAUUCACCCGCGCAACACAACCCCGGAAGGCGUUGCAACGACCGCCUCUCACCCCGCCCAGCUGCAGUCGUCCCGCGAUCCACUACCGCCGGUCAAAGCAGAGGGCAUAACGCUUUUUCACUUCAAGCAGCCAGCCGCAACUGCAUCACGCAUCAACAUCCACUCGGACAAUCACCGUAGCAAGUUCGCCCUGGGCGCGAACAAAACAGCCGAGCUCAGUGUGUGCCACUUUGAUCAUAUCCAACUACCCGCAGACAAACUUGACCACAGCCCAAGCAACGCGUUAUCGCCAAGACCACUCGGUAGUCGACGGCAACCACCCAGAGAAGAGCUUUGGGUGCCAGGUGCCAUGGAGAUGAGCCCCAGAAGUAUUCACGUUGCGCCGACGAAAUCCGUUUUGCCCAACAUUCCUAAAACAACUCCACUAGAGCUGGCACAGUCGCAGACAAGACUGCGCUCCACCGUCGCCCUGGCGAAUUCAGACAAUGCCCCAGUGCUGGUGACUGGCAACCCGUCUCACCCUGGUAACACCCAGUUGCCACGGAGACGACUAUUCGACAGCCGUCACCACACGAGCGGCAAUCCUCCGGCAAUGUCGCUGCUGCAGCCGCAGCUGCUGGGCGAUGUUUCUGUGGUUACGGAGCGGGAGCGAGACAAGAUGACGGCGCGGGGUGCACAGCACCAUAGCAGCGCCAUGCUCUCCAAGCCGUUCAAGCACCAGCGCCGAAAGACUCAGCCAAGAGCGCAUGCACAGCAACAGCAACAGCAGCAGCAUCAACGGCGACAGCCGUCCUCAUCCAUCCUACCACCGCUUGACGUGCUGGGGAAGAAGCGACGAACGUGACGCACGGUGUUCCUGGACCUGGGCAGAUGACUGUCACGAGUAUUACUUGACGAUGAGCCCCCAAAGUAACAUGCUAUUUAAUGCAGUGAGUCUGAUGCUGUGUGUAGGGUUCUUCCGUUGGCGAGUUAUGGUCGCUCUUGAUCAGGACGGAUUGCGUUUCAUCGCACACAAAAAAAGGGGUAUAGCUGGUGAGUCCGGAGAGAUCCUACCCUGGAAAUGAUGCGCUUCCAGUCAUCUCCUUCGAUGUGUUCAUCGCGGAGAGUAAACUCCGUAACAGUACAGCGGACUUCCGGCUUAGCAUUUGAGUACCGGCUUUCAGCCUGACUCACCUUGAUCAUAACACGCUGUUUGCUAAUUGAAACAGUCUACCUUGAUAGCCGUUAUUAUCUUUGAAUUUGUGAGUACCUAGUGGAAGUGAUGUUGAAUAGGCUGUUUUCUGAUGAGCUCUUCUCUAUUACUUGUUGAUCCUUGAUCAUAAAUGUUGACAAUCGAACUGGGUUUCUAUGCUCAAACCUUGA
Sycon ciliatum is the source of this 3737-nucleotide messenger RNA. RefSeq names its product tubulin polyglutamylase TTLL13-like. The transcript has 15 exons. Gene Ontology annotation, cellular component: cilium. Gene Ontology annotation, molecular function: tubulin-glutamic acid ligase activity; tubulin binding. NCBI's taxonomy places the organism in Eukaryota, Metazoa, Porifera, Calcarea, Leucosolenida, Sycettidae. The coding region runs from base 325 to 3219 and encodes 964 amino acids. The record is from RefSeq and is a predicted model, not a curated record. Gene Ontology annotation, biological process: protein polyglutamylation; microtubule cytoskeleton organization.